Molecule: messenger RNA, 1130 nt
Organism: Vicia villosa (hairy vetch)
Lineage: Eukaryota; Viridiplantae; Streptophyta; Magnoliopsida; Fabales; Fabaceae
Exons: 5
Coding region: 215-1006 (263 amino acids)
Source: RefSeq, a predicted model, not a curated record
GACCAAAAUCACUCUUUCAGACUAAGAAAAACGUCACAAAAAUAGCAACAUUCAGCGAAAAUAAAAAUAGCAAUUUUUAUUUUUAUUUUAAUUUAUUUCAUUCUUUCAAUCUCACCAUAAUCAUCAUCAACAUCAUUUAAAUUUCAAAAAAAUCAUUUCUUUCUCUCUGUUUUUCAUUUUUCAAAUCCUUUUGUGAAAGAAAAAAACAACAACAAUGGCGCCAAGAGGAAGACCACUCAAAAAGACUGGUAAUACGAGAAUGGAUGCUGCUUUGGAUGCAAUGCGACAGCUUGGAUUUAGGAAAAAACAUGUUCAGAAAACGGUUGAGGAGCUUCUUCAUGUUUAUGAAGGAACUCAAGGAUGGCCCUUUAUUGAAGAGGGUUCUUAUAAGCUGUUAAUUGAAACUUUACUUAGCAAUCAACUAAUUUGUGUUGAUGACAAGGGUGAUAAAAGAAGGAAUGAUGUUGGUGAGACAUCAUCAGCUGCUACUCUCACAAUUGGAAUGAUUGAAGUUGGCUCUUCUCGUCUUGUAGAUCAUGACUCCUUAUUGUGUGCUAGUGAUGAUUUGAACUCUACAUCUCAAACAAAUGAUUAUCAUCAUGAUUCUGCUCUAACUAUCAUUCGAGAAAAAGAAGCUGAUAAUAAGGAUACUGAUGUGCCAACUAAGAGAGGUGGAAAUCAACAAGACAUUAGUGUAAAAUCUAAAAAUGAUCCAAAGCCAAUGAACAAUGUAAAAGAAAGCAAUCAUGAAACAUCUGCUAACAAUGUUGAAACCACUAUUAUGAAGAAUUCUAUGAUUGAAUCCUCAAAAACAAGUGACAAGCUUCCAUGCAAUAGACGUAGACGCUGUCAUGGAUGGAUUGGUAGUGAUGAUAAUGUGGACCUUUUAUACUUUCCUCCUCCAUCAUUACCAAAACAUAUAGAGAAAAUGAUUGGUAAGAUGGAAGGUCCUCAGAUACAAAGGCGCAAGAGUAGAUGGGAUGAAAAACCAGAUGAUAAUAUGUAAAUGUUAAAUUUGUUGGUUGAUGAAUCUCUUAGGCCUUGUUUGGUUUUGUUUUUGUAUGUAAGUUAUGGUAUAUUGGUGACAGGAAGCUAUUUUUGUUCAUGAGACUUUAAAGAUGAAUAUUGAA